Molecule: messenger RNA, 737 nt
Organism: Aspergillus japonicus CBS 114.51
Lineage: Eukaryota; Fungi; Ascomycota; Eurotiomycetes; Eurotiales; Aspergillaceae
Exons: 1
Coding region: 100-696 (198 amino acids)
Source: RefSeq, a predicted model, not a curated record
GUAGUCCUGAGCCCAGCUGAGCAAGGCUAAUCUCCUCCCCCUUUCUCUCUUUCCCUUUCGUGCUUUGCAUCUCCUUCAUCCUUCUAGCCACCUCACACCAUGGAACCGCUAUAUGCCUCCAGCUGCCACGGCCAGUUCGAUGCCAUCUCGUGCAGGUUGUUGGUUAAAUCUGGCACCUUCGGGCCAACACUGUUGGUCGGGUUAACCGUCUUCUGUGCCCUUCUCACUCAAUUCGUUUUCACUCCCCAACGACUCAGGAGCAUCUACGGAACCAAGUUUGCCGCCCUCACCCCCGCAGAGCAGCGCCGCGUAGGGGUCCUGCACGUGGGAAUCGUGAUGAAAGUAUGGGCUUUCGUGUUUCUAGCAAUCCCCAGCUAUCGGAUCCUCGUCCAGGGGCAGUAUUGGGAUGAACGGGGCUUGGUGCCGGGACUGACGCUGGCCGAUAUGGGCACCACCUCGGUGAUGGCUUUCGGGGCGCUCAGCCUCUUCGACCUGGUAUACAGCGAGAAUCUGCGACCGAUCUACUUGCUGCAUCACCUGGGGACACUUGCCUUUCUUCACGGUUACUUGUACAUGGUCAUGAGCCUUCCCGCGGCCCCGGAGAAGACCGCCGAGGGUCUGGAGCGGCUGGUGCUUCUCGUCGAGAUCUGUUUGACCUGGGGUACGUUCCUUUCUGUGUGUAUGCAAGUGCUGUAGCCUCCGGAACGAGAUGCUAAAUCCUUCAAUCGUGGUGUAGU